UCGAUCCAAAACCGAGCCACGGGCUCCUCAAGUGCUCAGUGCACCGUGAGCUUCAGACGCGACGGCAGGGCGAUGUCAUUGGCGAACUUCUACGAGGAUAGCGAGAUAUUUGUGACGGGCGGCUCAGGAGUGGUGGGCAAGGCGCUGAUCGAGAAGCUGCUGCGCUCCUGCAAUGUGCGCCGCAUCUACGUCCUGCUGCGUCCCCGCAGAGAGCUGAGUGCCGAGCAGCGGCUGGUCAAGCUGCGCCAGGCCACCAUCUUCCACUUGCUGCACCAGCAGAAGCCCCACGAGCUGGACAAGCUGGUGGCAGUGCCCGGCGAUGUCUCGCUGCCCGGCCUGGGCAUCGAUCCGGCCAUGACCGCCCAAAUGUCGAACGUCUCGCUGGUCUACCACUGUGCGGCCACCGUGCGCUUCGACGAGCCCCUGCGAGUGGCCCUGCAACUCAACGUGGGAGGCACCUUCGAGGCGCUCAAGUUUGCCGAGACCCUGGCGCACCUGCGCGUCUUCGUCCACGUGUCCACCUUCUACAGCAAUCCGUAUCUGAAGUGCGUCGAGCCCAAGUACUACUCCUCGCCCAUGGACUGGCGGCUCUGCCUGCGCCUGAUCGACGAGGUCCCAGACGAUGGAAUGCUCAAUGCGCUGACCCGCAAGCUCAUUGUGGGUUUUCCGAACACGUACACGUUCACCAAGAACUUGGCCGAGUCGCUAGUGAACGAUUAUCGCCGCCGCUUGCCGCUGAUCGUCUACCGCCCGUCGAUAGUUCUGUUUGCGUUGGACGAUCCCUCGCCUGGUUUCGCCCCCUCGCUCAUGGGUGCCAUGGGUCUGUUCGCUCUGGUCGGGGCAGGCAUACUGAAAACCGUAUAUCUGGGCAAGGACACGCGCCUGGACAUUACACCCCAGGACAUAGGCAUCAAGAGCAUGCUCUCCUACACGAAAAAGGGCCACGAAAAGUACCAGAAAGGGCCGCCCAAGGAGCUGCCCGUGUACAUGUCCUCCUCCUGCACCCAUGUGCCGCACACCUUCACCCAAAUCGCCGAGCAGAUGGACACGUUGGACUUGUGGAAGGACGCGGCCUUCGAGAAGAACCUCAUGGUGCCCGGCUGCCACUACACGGACCGUCGCUGGGUCUACCAGUUCCUCGUCUUCACCAAGCAGAUUGUGCCAGCUCUCCUCAUCGAUCUGCUGCUGCGUCUCUUUGGCCAACGGCCCCAGCUGAUGGGCGUUGUGCGGAAGGCCUACCAGACCCUGGAGGUGAUGCAGCCCUUCAUGUUCAACAACUACGUGAGUCCUGGGGUGACGGCCAAAGACGAGAUAUCGAAGGAGAACCAAGGCACCGAGUUCCAUUUGGGCAUCUUCAAUGAUCCGGAUAUCAAUGGUCUGGUGGUCCGCGCAAGUGGCCAGAUGCUCCACAGCAUCCGGGGCCAUCUACUCAGGGAGGAUCCGCGCACCCUGCGUCGCUCCCAGCUAAUACUCACAGUCAAGACGAUCAUCUACCAGGGCCUGCGCCUCUUCCUGCUAUACAAACUGAUCCGCUGGAUCGGGGCCAGCUGUCUGGGGCAGCACUUCUAGAUCAGGCCUCAAGCACAUCUUCUUUCUUUUUUUUUUGUAUACCUAAGUUAAGUUGAAUUUUACGUCAGUGGCCCGUAUCGCACAUCACAUUCAGUUCAUUCAUACAAUCCAAUCGACAACGAACGAGAGAGUGAGAGCUGGAAAUCAUGAAUCGAGACACCAAACAAGUCGACAGCAUGCAGCUGUCCUGCUCCACAAAGCGCUCCCAGGGCACGCAGUUCAACUCGAAGUACUGCCCCUCGUGCCGCAGGGAGACCAUUCCGCAGCGCCUGUGGCGUUGGUUCGGCGUUGCUGUCUGGCGCAUUUUGGUCUUCGCGCUGAAAUGUCUGUUCACCCUGUUCGUGUUCGUCUACCUGGCCCUCAUGCUGGAGUCGUUCGAGGCCCGCGACCUGGGCCCAUUGUGCGCCUACUGGCCCAAGUGGAUCGACUCCACGCUCUUUGAGUGGAGUGCACUGCUGCUGGAGAAGAUGCGUGGAUUCGGGCGAGAGUCGUCAGCUGGACCCGUAGCCCUCCCCGAAUAAGCGACAUCCCAUAUCCCAUAUCCCAUUUCGCAUCGCAUCCCCAUCUCCACUUGGGAAACUUUGCGAAUUACAUUAAAUAAAACAAUAAUUGUUGCCCA
Messenger RNA from Drosophila obscura, 2188 nucleotides. RefSeq names its product fatty acyl-CoA reductase wat (gene FarO). NCBI's taxonomy places the organism in Eukaryota, Metazoa, Arthropoda, Insecta, Diptera, Drosophilidae. Gene Ontology annotation, cellular component: peroxisome. Gene Ontology annotation, molecular function: alcohol-forming very long-chain fatty acyl-CoA reductase (NADP+) activity. The record is from RefSeq and is a predicted model, not a curated record. Gene Ontology annotation, biological process: long-chain fatty-acyl-CoA metabolic process. The transcript has 6 exons. The coding region runs from base 73 to 1569 and encodes 498 amino acids.